AUGGGGCAGCGGCCUGGCCCAGGGGCUCAGGAACCAUGGCGGGGCCUGAAGCGCUGCCCCCAGAACGCUGCUACGGGGCUGAGGCCACAGCACGGCCCCGAACACCACGGCGGGGCUGCGCCUCGGGCCACGCUCCCGAACACCGCCCGGGGCAGCGGCCCCGACGCCGCCCUGCUGAAGCAAAAGGCAAACGGCGCGAAUGAGCCCAACGCCGCACGUCCGAAAGAGCCCAGCAAGAAGCAAGUGCCCAAGGAAGGAGGUGCCCAAGGAAAUGCAACCCCCAAGGGGAAGGGGGACACGGUAAAACCCAAAUCUGCGAGUAAGACCAACAGCAGCUCUGCUAAAAGCGAUCCUCCUUUGGAUGCCCCAUCCCGGAGGACUGCGGGGGAUAAGGCUUUGAGUGGCACCGGGAAGGGUGGGAAAGGCUGUAAAGAGAAAAAGAAGAAGAAGAAGAAGAACGGCAAUAUUGAAAAGGAACAGGGUGAUAUAAAACAUAAAAGGAGGAAAGCUGAGGAACAUGUGGAGCCACAGCCAGAGGAGGAUGACAUUUGGUUUGAUGAUGUUGAUCCCAAAGAUAUUGAAGCAGCAAUAGGACCCGAAGCAGCAAAAGUUGCCAGAAGAAAACUGGGACUUGAAACAGGCCAAUCCAAAGAGUCUGUGGAGCAGGUGCUGGUUAAAGAAAAGGCUUCUGAAGGGUUGACCAGAGCUGUGGCCAUGGACUGUGAAAUGGUGGGAGUGGGGCCCAAGGGCGAAGACAGCAUCGUGGCUCGUGUGUCCAUUGUGAACCAGUUUGGAAAGUGCAUUUAUGACAAGUAUGUCAAGCCUACGGAAGAGGUGACUGAUUACAGAACAGCUGUUAGUGGCAUUCGCCCUGAGAAUAUAAAGACAGGAGAGGAUUUUAAAGUUGUUCAGAAGGAGGUUGCUGACAUCUUAAAUGGAAGGAUUUUGGUCGGGCACGCUUUACACAACGACUUAAAGGUCCUAUUUCUUGAUCAUCCUAAGAAGAAAAUUCGUGACACACAAAAAUACAAGCCUUUCAGACAGAGAGUCAAGAAUGUGCGACCGUCACUGAAGCUGCUCUGUGAAAGGCUGCUGGACGUUCGCGUGCAGGCGGCGGAGCACUGCUCGAUUCAGGAUGCACAAGCAGCUAUGAGACUGUACACCUUAGAAAAAAGGCGGUGGGAAGCUGCUCUUAAGGACAAAUCUAAAGUAAAGAAAAAAAAAUAAACUCCAACAUUUGAAU
Tinamus guttatus (white-throated tinamou) is the source of this 1243-nucleotide messenger RNA. Lineage: Eukaryota; Metazoa; Chordata; Aves; Tinamiformes; Tinamidae. The record is from RefSeq and is a predicted model, not a curated record.